Messenger RNA from Marmota flaviventris (yellow-bellied marmot), 2108 nucleotides. Its product is annotated as T-complex protein 1 subunit zeta-2. The record is from RefSeq and is a predicted model, not a curated record. Gene Ontology annotation, molecular function: ATP binding; ATP-dependent protein folding chaperone; ATP hydrolysis activity. NCBI's taxonomy places the organism in Eukaryota, Metazoa, Chordata, Mammalia, Rodentia, Sciuridae. Gene Ontology annotation, biological process: protein folding.
AUGGCAGCGAUCAAGGCCAUAAACUCCAAGGCUGAAGUGGCGCGGGCCCAGGCGGCCUUGGCUGUCAACAUAUGCGCCGCCCGAGGGCUGCAGGAUGUGCUGAGGACCAACUUGGGUCCUAAGGGCACCAUGAAAAUGCUUGUUUCUGGUGCCGGUGACAUCAAACUCACCAAAGAUGGCAAUGUACUGCUUCAUGAGAUGCAAAUUCAACACCCAACAGCUUCCUUGAUAGCAAAAGUUGCAACAGCACAGGAUGACAUCACAGGAGAUGGUACUACUUCAAAUGUUCUAAUUAUUGGAGAGUUAUUAAAACAAGCUGAUCUUUACAUUUCUGAGGGCCUGCACCCUAGAAUAAUAGCAGAAGGAUUUGAAGCUGCAAAGAUAAAAGCACUUGAUGUUUUGGAGGAAGUUAAAGUAAAAAAGGAGAUGAAAAGAGAAAUCCUCUUAGAUGUGGCUAGAACAUCUCUACGGACGAAAGUUCAUGCAGAACUGGCUGAUGUGUUAACAGAGGCUGUGGUGGAUUCCGUAUUGGCUGUUAGAAGACCAGGUUACCCUAUUGAUCUCUUCAUGGUGGAAAUAGUGGAGAUGAAGCAUAAAGCAGGAACAGAUACACAGUUGAUCCGAGGAUUAGUUUUGGAUCAUGGUGCCCGUCAUCCAGAUAUGAAAAAGCAAGUAAGAGAUGCAUUUAUUCUUACUUGCAAUGUGUCACUAGAAUAUGAAAAAACAGAGGUGAACUCUGGUUUCUUUUACAAGACUGCAGAAGAGAAAGAGAAAUUGGUAAAAGCUGAAAGGAAAUUUAUUGAAGAUAGAGUACAAAAAAUAAUAGACCUGAAAGAGAAAGUCUGUUCUGAGACCAAUAAAGGAUUUGUUGUCAUUAAUCAAAAGGGAAUUGAUCCAUUUUCCUUAGAUGUUCUUGCAAAACAUGGAAUAGUAGCUCUUCGUAGAGCCAAAAGAAGAAAUAUGGAAAGACUCUCUCUUGCUUGUGGUGGAGUGGCUGUGAAUUCUCUUGAAGACCUAAAUGCAGAAUGCUUGGGACAUGCUGGUCUUGUAUAUGAGUACACACUAGGUGAAGAAAAGUUCACUUUUAUUGAGGACUGUGUUAACCCUCGCUCUGUCACCUUGUUGGUCAAAGGACCAAAUAAGCAUACUCUUACACAAAUCAAGGAUGCCCUAAGAGAUGGACUUCGUGUCAUCAAAAAUGCCAUUGAAGAUGGUUGUGUGGUUCCAGGGGCUGGUGCAGUUGAAGUGGCAAUAGCUGAAGCUCUUGUUAAGCACAAGCACAGUGUAAAGGGAAGAGCUCGUCUUGGAGUCCAAGCUUUUGCUGAUGCCUUACUCAUUAUUCCCAAGGUUCUGGCUCAGAAUUCUGGUUAUGACUUGCAGGAAACACUAGUAAAAAUUCAGGCUGAGCAUUCAAAAUCAAAGCAACUGGUUGGCAUAGAUUUGAAUACAGGGGAGUCAAUGGUACCAGCAGAUACAGGAGUUUGGGAUAAUUAUUGUGUGAAAAAACAACUUCUUCACUCUUGCACAGUGAUUGCCACCAACAUUCUCCUGGUUGAUGAAAUUAUGCGAGCUGGGAUGUCUUCUCUCAAAGGGUGAUGAAAUGAAAUCCAACUCUUCUGGAAGACAAUUCAGGGCAUCUGACAUUCAACUGUUGUUGGAUAGCCUGGGCCAUUCUUAAUUUUUACAAAAUAAAUGUAGCUUAUAUAUUAUGGUUUAAAUCGUCUCAAAGAUCAUCAAAUUAUAAAGAGCCCAAGAAAUGUUUUCACAGUAAAAGGAUAUAAUGGAAAAUUUUUUUCAGAGUCCUAACUCCUUACUCUGUGUUUUGUAAGCUAUUGCAAUUUUUAUAAAAUAGAAUCUAUUAUGAUUGUUAGAUAUUUUGUGAUAACUUUUAAUUAUUCAAAUAUGCAGCACAGGUUUUAGAAUCUAAAUCAAUUCCCCAUUUAUCAGAGGGUAUAAACGUAGUAAGACAAACUGUUUGCUGUCUUGAAAGUCCUUCAGUAAAUUCUUGUUGCCACUCUUUCCUUUCAUAAAUAUAGCAUCACUUUAUGGAUUGCAUUGAUUUACAUUACCUGAUAUUUAUUUAAUAGAUAUCUUAUAUUUUACCUGGC